ACAAAUCAGGUCAGGGUGUACUAAGGCUUCUGUUCUAUAGUAGUUCCUUUUCCAGCAGUUCAAGAAGCCCCUUAGCCUCUCUUCAGCCUUCACUUCACUCAUCAUAUCAGUAAUCAGUCAUCAGUGUCACACUCCCUUUGCUCUUCUUGGACCGAUAGAAAUAAUCAUAGCAAGCAGCAUUGGGAACUGUGGCUUGAUCAGAUAUUCAGAUGGCUACAUGUCAGCAGCAGCCAUGGCAAGAAGGGAAUCAGCAGCAGCAGCAGCUUCUGCACCAUGGUGGCUAUGGACAUGGUCUUCCUUCGGUGUACAGAGGCACGGUUGUGCUGCCACGGCGACCGGGCAGCUUGGCGCUGCCGCCGCCGCCGCCGCCACCAUCGUCGUCGGGGAGGAGCGCGACGGAUCAGGCGACGGCGCUGAGGAUCCACAGCGAGGCCGAGAGGCGGCGGCGGGAGAGGAUCAAUGCUCACCUGGCCACACUGAGGAGGAUACUCCCUGACGCUAAGCAGAUGGACAAGGCCAGCUUACUGGCGAGCGCGGUGAACCAAGUGAGGGAGCUGAAGAAGUCAGCGACCGAGGUCGCCGCGCCCGUCCCGCCGGAGGCCAACGAGGUGACGGUGCAAUGCUACGCCGGCGACGGCGAGCACGCGUGCACCUACGUCCACGCCACCGUCAGCUGCGACGACCGGCCGGGCCUCCUCGCCGACAUCGCCGGCGCGCUCCGGCGCCUGCGGCUGAGGCCACUGCGGGCGGACAUGAGCUGCCUCGGCGGCAGGACGCAGCACGCCUUCGUGCUGCGCAGCGAGGAGGAGGGAGCCGCUCCAGCUGCCGGCGAGGCGAGGUCCCUGAAGGAGGGCGUGAGGCAGGCGCUGGCCAUGGCUGCCUUCCCUGAGAUGGUGUACAGCAGCAGCUCCAGGAGCAAGCGACAGAGGAGGAUGCUGGAGUCCCGGUACUCCACGGUUCUGUACUCCCAUGGUUGCUAG
Messenger RNA from Oryza brachyantha (malo sina), 980 nucleotides. RefSeq names its product transcription factor bHLH51-like. Gene Ontology annotation, molecular function: protein dimerization activity; DNA-binding transcription factor activity. The transcript has 4 exons. The coding region runs from base 210 to 980 and encodes 256 amino acids. Gene Ontology annotation, biological process: regulation of DNA-templated transcription. The record is from RefSeq and is a predicted model, not a curated record. NCBI's taxonomy places the organism in Eukaryota, Viridiplantae, Streptophyta, Magnoliopsida, Poales, Poaceae.